Molecule: messenger RNA, 6055 nt
Organism: Nematostella vectensis (starlet sea anemone)
Lineage: Eukaryota; Metazoa; Cnidaria; Anthozoa; Actiniaria; Edwardsiidae
Product: SCO-spondin
Exons: 2
Coding region: 215-5626 (1803 amino acids)
Biological process (GO): proteolysis
Molecular function (GO): protein binding; serine-type endopeptidase activity
Source: RefSeq, a predicted model, not a curated record
AUAGUUCUGUUUUUGACGUGUGUACAUGCUGACACGGCGGCGGGUGUGCAGAUCUCUGCGAAGACGCGGCAGUGGCGAGUCUGUGCGGAAAUAGCACGUACUGUGCCGCUAGAACGUACAGGUUUGAGCCUACAGAUAUCGAGGGGUGCAGCGGUGUCUUAAACAAGACUAGUUGUUUUUUUCGUUGUAAACAAGGUUUUCCAACUGCAAAAGAAUGGCCGGGCUUCAAUGGAUCAUCACGUUGUUAUCAACUCUUCAAUGCGUGCGGUUAGGGCAAGCAAAUGUCAUAUCUUCCGUGCCGAUAACAUGCCCGGCUUACUGCUCUUGCUACGGGGAACAUAGAGUGGACAUUUAUUGUGGAUAUCUGGCGGAUGAUAGCUUUUCGGGGUUACGCCAUGUGCCGAGGAAUUUUCCCAUGCAAGUCAGCCUUCUCUCUUUGUACAAUAACCUGAUCUCCACUAUCCAUAGCAACGCUUUUAGGAAUUUGACUGCUCUCAGGAGCUUGAACCUUGGAGCCAACCGGCUGUCGGUGUUACCGAGAAGUGUGUUUCGUGACCUUGCGUCAUUGCGCUCACUGGAUCUAAGUGCCAAUCGCUUGUCAUCGCUUCCGGAAGACACGUUUGAAGGACUGUCCUCACUACAGGACCUGUUUCUUGAUUUUAACCGCCUACGUGCCAUACCAGAGACUACAUUCCAUGGAUUAGCAGCGCUUCAACGGUUACGUUUGCAUAAUAACAAUUUGAAAACUUUUUCCGAGCGAACGCUCCAAGGCACGCUCUCAUUAAAAAGCCUCCAAUUGAAUAAUAAUUUAUUGACUCGCAUCGAGCCAGGCACGUUUCGCAACCUUCGCGGUCUGGAGAUUCUGUACUUGAACAAUAAUAACAUCACCGAGCUAGAUCAACGACUAUUUGCGAGGACGCCGUCGUUGAAAUUAUUAUUCGUGAGUUUUAACAGCCUCGCUACGCUACCCCGGGGCUUGUUUUAUUCACUUUCAACGGACGCUAAAGUUUCACUACAUAAUAAUCCUUUUGUUUGUGACUGCAAGCUUAGUUGGCUCAAACAAUGGAUCAGGACGCGAAGUCUUAUAUAUUCACUUAAUUUAAUCAAGUGUUCUUCGCCUCCCGGUUUGGCUGGACAGCCGGUCACCGCCGUCCCGGAUUCGCGGUUUGUGUGUGAAUACGGCGAGUGGUCUGAAUGGGGGGCAUGGACAUUUUGCUCGUCUUCCUGUGGUGGUGGGAAGCGUAGGAGUAGACGUGCGUGCGAGAAAACCACCGAAAUACUAGUAAAAGAUGGCGCCGGUUGCCAGGGGAGUGGCCUCCGAGAGGAGUCGUGUAACCUCGCCCCUUGUCCUACUCACGGAGGCUGGGGCGCCUGGACUUCCUGGACAAGAUGCAGCAGUACCUGCUUUAUAGGGCAGCAGCUGCGAACAAGAAACUGCACCAAUCCGAUCCCGCAUUUCGGCGGGGAAAAGUGUGUAGGAGCUGCUAUGGAAAAACGAGUAUGUAAAGAGAAAGUCAAGUGCGCGAAAAUAGGGGAAUGGAAUGCGUGGACCGCAUGGUCAGAUUGCAGUGUUAGUUGCGGCGUGGGGGCUCGGUACCGUAUACGUGCUUGUCCGGAUUCGCAAGUGUGCGCUGGGAAUGCAACGGAGUCAUCUUAUUGUUAUUUGGGCCCUUGUCCCGUGGAUGGGGAAUGGAUGCCAUGGUCUGAUUGGUCGGAAUGCAGCCACACCUGUGGUAACGGAUCUAAGGUGAGGACACGGACCUGCGUUAAGCCUUUAUACGGAGGGCUAAAGUGCAGUGGCCAGCCAUCUGAGGUCACAAAUUGCUUAAUAAAGAAUUGUCCGAUACAUGGUGGUUGGACGUCUUGGGGUUCCUGGUCAAGUUGUAGUCAAUCUUGCUCAAAUGGUACCCGGACGAGAAAAAGGACGUGUUCGAAUCCCAGUGCAAAACACGGAGGUAAUAAUUGCACUGGUAAUCCAUCCGAGAUCGCAAUUUGCUUAAUAAAGAAUUGUCCGAUCCAUGGUGGCUGGACUUCUUGGAGUUCCUGGUCAAGUUGUAGUCAAUCAUGUUCAAAUGGUACCAGGACAAGAAAUAGAACGUGUUCGAAUCCCAGUGCAAAACACGGAGGCAAUAAUUGCACUGGUAAACCAUACGAGGUUACAAGUUGCUUUUUAAAGUAUUGUCCGAUCCAUGGUGGCUGGACUUCUUGGAGUUCCUGGUCAAGUUGUAGUCAAUCAUGCUCAAAUGGUACCAGGACAAGAAAUAGAACGUGUUCGAAUCCCAGUGCAAAACACGGAGGCAAUAAUUGCACUGGUAAUCCAUCCGAGGUCGCAAGCUGCCUCUUAAAGAAUUGUCCGAUCCAUGGUGGCUGGACUUCUUGGAGUUCCUGGUCAAGUUGUAGUCAAUCAUGCUUGAAUGGUACCAGGACAAGAAAUAGAACGUGUUCGAAUCCAAGUGCAAAACACGGAGGUAAUAAUUGUACUGGUAAUCCAUCCGAGGUUGCAAUUUGCUUCUUAAAGAAUUGUCCGAUCCAUGGUGACUGGACGUCUUGGAGUUCCUGGUCAAGUUGUAGUCAAUCAUGUUCAAAUGGUACCAGGACAAGAAAUAGAACGUGUUCGAAUCCAAGUGCAAAACACGGAGGUAAUUAUUGCACUGGUAAUCCAUCCGAGGUCGCAAUUUGCUUCUUAAAGAAUUGUCCGAUCCAUGGUGGCUGGACUUCUUGGAGUUCCUGGUCAAGCUGUAGUCAAUCAUGUUCAAAUGGUACCAGGACAAGAAAUAGAACGUGUUCGAAUCCCAGUGCAAAACACGGAGGCAAUAAUUGCACUGGUAAACCAUACGAGGUUACAAGUUGCUUUUUAAAGAAUUGUCCGAUCCAUGGUGGCUGGACUUCUUGGAGUUCCUGGUCAAGUUGUAGUCAAUCAUGCUUAAAUGGUACCAGGACAAGAAACAGGACGUGUUCAAAUCCUAGUGCAAAACACGGGGGUAGCAAAUGUACUGGGUUAUCCAGAAUUAACGAGGAUUGUAAUUUGGCUCCGUGCUAUCUUAGUAAAGGUUGGAGUGGCUGGUCUAACUGGUCAGAAUGCACUAGAUCAUGUUCUAAUGGUACAAGGUCUCGUACAAGGAUAUGUUUGGAUGCAAAUGUCACUACAGCCCUUAGAAACUGUUCUGGAGGAUCUAAAGAGGUCGAUACUUGUAAUAUUCAUGCAUGUCCGGUUCAUGGAGGGUGGUCGGAGUGGACCACCUGGUCUCCUUGUAGCGUUAGUUGUUCUAAUGGAACGAUCAGUCGGACUAGACACUGUAGCAACCCUUCACCAAAGUAUGGCGGUAAAAACUGUAGUGGUGUGAAGAACAAGCGGAGACCUUGCGCUCAGAAACCAUGCCUGGUAAAUGGUACUUUAACUAACUGGUCAUCAUGGAGCUUAUGCAGUGUUUCGUGUUCUAAUGGAACAAGAACUAGAUCACGCGAGUGUGUGAGAAAAUCCACCAGCCCAGCCGAUUAUAUUGCUAGAUGUAUUGGGGAGCUGAAUCAAACAAAACACUGUUUUGAAGGCCACUGCCCGAUCUCCGGGGAGUGGUCUACAUGGAGCGAGUGGAGCAGCUGUAGUAGAUCAUGUAACAAUGGUACCAUGUUCAGAAACAGGACAUGUUCUCAGCCUCUGUAUGGAGGAGCGCCCUGUCCUGGUAGAAAUAUCCAGGUAUCACCUUGUAAUCCAACUGAUUGCCCCUCUUACUGGAGUAACUGGUCCAACUGGACGGACUGUAGCGUAAGUUGUAGUUCAGGACAACAGGUUCGCUACAGAGAGUGUUUGAAAGAAAAUGUUAGAGUUAAUAUUACUAAAUGCAAUGGUACAAAUGCUCAAUCCAGAACGUGUGCAUUCGCCCCCUGUCCUGUGAAUGGUGCAUGGAGUUCCUGGUCUGCAUGGUCCGAUUGUUCAAAAACGUGUUCUAUUGGUGAGCAGAUACGAAUGCGUAAUUGUACCGAGCCGAGAUUCGGAGGCACGCCGUGUAAAGGCGCUAAUAUGUCGGCGAUGGUGUGUUACCAAAGAGCGUGCCCAAGUACCUGGUCUUCCUGGUCUAAUUGGACGUCCUGCUCGGUGUCAUGCGGGAGUGGGGUCCAAGUGCGAACUCGCUCUUGCGAAAAGGCUGGGAAUGUAAGCGAUUCGUGCCCGGGUAAGAACGUAGAGAUGAAGGAAUGUAUAGUAUCGUGCGAUGCACUUCGAAGCAAGGAAGCCAAAUGGAUGCCGUGGUCACCAUGGACGCCUUGCUCAGCUACAUGUGGGACGGGCCAUCAAAUGAGAUGGAGGUUCUGCUUCCCCCUAUCAUCGAGCAAAAAUGAAUCUGGCGAGUGUAAGGUAAAGUCUCCGUAUCGAGUGGAGUCGAGAUUCUGCUUCAAGUCGCCGUGUAACUAUAGCUCAGUGUGGACGUCAUGGACUCAAUGGGCUGGCUGCUCCAAGCCAUGUACCUCGGGCAUCCAGCGGCGUGUAAGGUACUGUCUCAGCCAAGCAGUCGGUAUCGAGUGUAAAGGGAAAAACGUGGAACUUAGUCCGUGCUAUACUGAAUCAUGCCCGACUACAAAGCCCAUUACCUACCCGCCGCUCAUCAAACUAGGGUCACCUAUACCGUGCCCGGAUCCUGGGACCCCACUCAACGGGAGGCGGAAAUUCAUCGACCAAAUAGAGUUUGGUUCAUACUAUGUCGCAUAUUUCUGCCGGAAGAAUUACUAUUUAGAUGGUCCGAAAUUCCGGCACUGUGAAAGCAAUAACAAAUGGUCGGAUGCCCUUCCUUCCUGCCGUCCGAUCUGUGGUGAGACUUCCAAACCGACCAAUCACAAAAGGCUUCGUAUAUACGGGGGUAGCGAUUCUAUCCCUGGGGGGUACCCCUGGCAAGUCGCACUAGAAUUCGAUACAUUUCAGUCCAAUUACAACACGUUCCACUGCGGAGGAACGCUGAUCGCAGAGGACUGGGUACUAACAGCCGCGCACUGUGUUGUUUACAAGGAUAGCGGGAUACCGUACCACGGGCUGCGUGUUUUCUUGGGCGUUCAUGAUAUCACCGCGCGCCAUAUGGACGAACAUGUACAGAUUAUUCCAAGCGCUGGGAUCUAUUCACAUCCGCGGUUCAGCUGGAGGACGUAUGACUCUGACAUUGCACUUAUUAGACUGCGCUGGAAAGCCAACAUCACGGAGUACGUUAGGCCUGUGUGUCUGCCUAAUGGAUACCAGCGACGACUUGUGAAGCCGCGUGCAAAAGGAGUCAUGUUAGGGUGGGGAGUGACUGAGAACAAGCGACCCUCCAAGACGCUUAAGGAGGCGAUUGUUCCCGUCGUGAACCACAACGCAUGUAAGAAGGCGUACGAGAAUGAAACUUGGCCAGUGACGUCAAACAUGCUGUGCGCGGGGUACAAGAACAAGUCACGUGACUCGUGUAACCGCGAUAGUGGCGGUGGGUUCGUAUUCUACGAUUCAAGAGCACGCAAGAGGAAAUGGUUCAUCGGGGGGAUUGUCAGCUGGGGAAACCCCAAGUGUGGGGUCCCAGGGAAAUAUAGCGUCUUCACCCGGGUUAAUCACAAAUUUGUUAAAUGGAUCAAGAAAAAUAUGAAGGCUAAUGACAGUCAAGAGCCUAACUAGAAUUGUACUUUAUAUAUACGACGUUACAGAAUCCAGGGCGACUCUAGCUGGACUGCCCGUGGACGCCUGUAGAUAACUGUUACCCGCGGGACUAAUCCCGCAGACUCCCGAGGGACCCCUUGUCAUGCGGGGCUUACCCCACAGAGGCCCGUAUGUAUCCGUUACCCGCAGGAGUCCCGAGGGAGAGCUUGGACACCGCUGACACGAAUUCGCAUUAAGUUAUUGUUCAAGUUGACAAAGUUCUACAAAAAACUGACUUUAUGGAAAAGCUAACAUUAUUACGAAUAAAAAGCUUAUUUAUGAUUAAUAUAAUUUGCUAUAAUGGACUUGUAUUUACAUUACUGUCUAUAUUCUACUGUAUAUUGGAAAAAAGAACAUGGAUGAAUAUAUGGGAGGAAAAUAUUAAAACCAAUAUCGCGAUGUUAUCGA